Molecule: messenger RNA, 1354 nt
Organism: Gadus macrocephalus (Pacific cod)
Lineage: Eukaryota; Metazoa; Chordata; Actinopteri; Gadiformes; Gadidae
Gene: sdsl
Product: serine dehydratase-like
Exons: 9
Coding region: 252-1241 (329 amino acids)
Biological process (GO): L-threonine catabolic process; L-serine catabolic process
Molecular function (GO): pyridoxal phosphate binding; L-serine ammonia-lyase activity; threonine deaminase activity
Source: RefSeq, a predicted model, not a curated record
GAGCCGGUUGACAGUGGACAAAUAAACACCAACCAUUAAGACCUUCGACCAGCAGGCAGCUCGGUGUUCUACUAGAGGUCUGAAGGACUGCUGAAGUCUACUGCCCGGAAGUCUGUUGAGGUCUACUGCCCGGAGGUCUGCUGAAGUCUACUGCCCAGAAGUCUACUGCCCGGACCCCGGACGUCUGCUGAGGUCUACUACCCGAAGGUCCGCAGCUCGGAGGUCCACCGCCCGAAGACUCAGUGUCCGCCAUGUCGGGGCCCUUUCACAUCAACACCCCACUGGUGGAGAGCGUGGGCAUGUCCAGACGGCUGGGGACCACUGUCUACCUGAAGAUGGAGAGCUCACAGCCCUCUGGCUCCUUCAAGAUCCGUGGCAUCGGUCACCUCUGCCAGCAGAUGGAAAUGCAAUCCAAAGGAAUCGUGUGUUCUUCAGGUGGCAAUGCAGGUAUGGCUGCAGCUCAUGUUGCCAGAAAAAUGGGUCUGCCGGCCACCAUCGUAGUUCCCUCUUCUUCUCCACCCCUUGUUGUCCAGAAGCUACAGGAUCAGGGAGCCACUGUGAAGAUAACAGGAGAGAUUCUUUAUCUCCAGGUUUGGGAUGAGGCCAACACUGAGGCACUCAGACUAACGGAGACGGAAGGACUGACCUAUGUCCCUCCCUUUGACCACCCGCUGCUAUGGGAGGGCCAUUCCACUGUGAUUACAGAGAUUGCGGCCUCCAUGGGACAAAAGCAGAAGCCUGGGGCUGUGGUUGUGUCUGUUGGGGGAGGAGGCCUCCUCUGUGGGGUCGCCCAGGGCCUCAGAGGCGUAGGCUGGGAGGAUGUACCUAUCGUUACUAUGGAGACGGUGGGAGCAGACUGUUUCAAUGCUGCAGUGAAGGCCGGGACCAUCGUCACGCUGGAGGCCAUCACAAGUGAGGCUAAAUGUCUCGGAGCAAAGACGGUUUGCAGAAAGGCGUUCCAGUACAGCCAGUCCACUGAGCAGGCCAUCAUAUCUGAACUGGUGACAGACCAGCAAGCUCUCCAUGCGGUUGAAACAUUCCUUGAUGAGGAGCGUGUGUUGGUGGAGCUAGCGUGUGGAGCGGCAUUAGCAGCGGUCUACAGCGGAGUCAUUCAGCGCCUACAGGAUGAAGGUCGUCUGCCCAGGCCUCUGGGUUAUCUGGUGGUGAUCGUGUGCGGUGGCAGCAGCAUCAACAGGGAGCAACUGGCCAACCUCCAAAAGAAGAUCCCUCGGCCGACCUGAAGGCUUGUGUUGUAGUGGCCAAGAUUAUUCUUGGGUGUGUUGUCAUCAUAAUUUUAGUUUUGUGUCCAAAUCAUCACCCGAAAAUAAUAAACAGUCACAUUUCCUAACGGUAA